Dioscorea cayenensis subsp. rotundata (Guinea yam) is the source of this 1226-nucleotide messenger RNA. RefSeq names its product GATA transcription factor 17-like. The transcript is spliced from 7 exons. NCBI's taxonomy places the organism in Eukaryota, Viridiplantae, Streptophyta, Magnoliopsida, Dioscoreales, Dioscoreaceae. The record is from RefSeq and is a predicted model, not a curated record. Gene Ontology annotation, molecular function: zinc ion binding; sequence-specific DNA binding; protein binding. Gene Ontology annotation, biological process: regulation of DNA-templated transcription. The coding region runs from base 230 to 994 and encodes 254 amino acids.
CUGUCUCUCUCUCUCUGUCAAGAUUCGUAUUCAUCCAAGAGCUCGAGAUCGAGAAAUCCCUAGAUUUCUCGGAACGAAUUCCCGCUAGAUCUCAUCGGAAAUUUCUUCUUUUGAGCGCGGAUCGAGCUGAGAAUCCUUUCCGGCAUCGUCUUCCAAAUCGAUUGAUCGGUGAAAUUUCUCCUUUUUUUUUUGGGUUUGUGAUUUGGGGGUGGAGGGGUGAGCGGGAGGGAUGAGUGAAAACCCUGGUGAAGCCGGCGAGCUUAGGCCGGGCUCGUUCGACGGCGGCGGAGGCGGCGGUGGUGGAAGCGCGGAGGAGGGGGAGGGGAUGGAGGGAGUGAUGUUGCCCCAAGUUGGGAGCAACCAACUCACGCUCUCGUUCCAGGGCGAGGUCUAUGUCUUCGAUUCUGUCUCUCCCGAUAAGGUUCAGGCUGUGCUCUUGUUGCUUGGGGGCAAGGAGAUAACCGGUGGAUUGUCUCCCCCUGGAUCAUCUUCCCAUCAGAAUAACAAGAGAUCGAAUUUCCCUCAUAGAGUGGCAUCAUUGAUGAGAUUCCGUGAGAAGAGAAAAGAACGAAAUUUUGAUAAAAAGAUACGCUAUACUGUUCGGAAAGAGGUUGCCCUUAGGAUGCAUCGGAAUAAGGGACAGUUCACCUCUUCCAAAACAAAACAUGAAGAUGCUGCAGUGAGCAUCACAAAUAUGGAUACUCCCCAACACUGGGCUGAUGUUGAAGGUCGACCACAAUCGGCACCAAUAUGUCAUCAUUGUGGCAUUAGCUCAAAAUCGACACCAAUGAUGCGCCGCGGACCUGAUGGACCUAGGACUUUAUGCAAUGCAUGCGGACUUAUAUGGGCAAAUAAGGGAACAAUGAGAGAUCUUUCAAAGAAUCCAAUGACACCAAUUCAUAAUGCUCCAUCUGAACAAAAGGAAUUGAACAAUACAACCAUAGAAUCAGGAACUGAGCAUGCAACAAAUGGACAUGUCUCAAUAAUAUCAUGAACAAAGAGAUCAAGAGAAUCAACCGGUUGUGUUGUGAUAUAAAUACCAACAAAGUCAAGAGAAAUAAUCUUAUGUUUGGGAUCUUUCAAGGAAGCUUUUUUCUUCUUAAUAAUUAAUGUUUGUGUCUUCCUUUUCUUUCCUUUGUUCAUGGAUUCCAUGUUCAAUCCCAUGCUUGUACUUAUAUGUUCAAUCCCAAUCCUCAUCUUUUAAUGUUCAUCAUGAUCUUUGCCCA